AACCCAGUGUUGGAUCCCUGGUAUGGGGCAAGAGACAGUGCUGAUGAGUUGGUUACAGUGGGUCUGACAAGAGCUGACUACCAGGAACAUGGUGGGGAUAGGAUAAAACACCACCGAAGAGGUAAUAAGUACUGGGCAUCACUGACCCCAGUAGCACCUGAGUCAGCCCCAAGUUCCACAGUUCCCAGUAAAGAGACCACACCAGCACCAGAGCCUGGAACAACAGUUGAACUCUUGCAAAAUGUUGAGGGUACAGCAGACUCUGCUUCCAAUUAG
Messenger RNA from Penaeus vannamei (Pacific white shrimp), 276 nucleotides. NCBI's taxonomy places the organism in Eukaryota, Metazoa, Arthropoda, Malacostraca, Decapoda, Penaeidae. The record is from RefSeq and is a predicted model, not a curated record.